GGCUCCGCCCCUCGAGAGGAAACGCGCAGGCGCACUAAGCCCGUGAGGCGUGGGGGCCACGCUACUCCGUGCCAGAAAACGAUCAGCGCAGGCGUACUAAUUCUGCUAGGCGUGGCCCAGUUGUCUCCGCCUCCGGGAGGCGUGGCCUCGGAACCCGCGGUGUCGGAGGCGGCUCUGGGCCGGCGUGACUCAGGUCUGAUCCUCGCUCGAGUGGCUGGCGAUUUGCGCCCGUUGAAGGAGGACUGCCUCGCUAGCCCGGAGCUCUUCAGGGGAGGGGCUUUGUGUGUGUGUUUUUGUGUGUACCUCUUUGUGCACCCGGCCCCAUGGCGGGCAGCCAGGAACACUCAGGGGAAUAUCAUCCCUUGCCAGCUUACGAAGAUGAGGAUGAUGAAGAGUUGCUGGUCCAUGUGACGGAGGGGCUGAAAGAUUCCUGGCACCACAUCAAGAACCUGGAUAACUUCUUCACCAAAAUCUAUCAUUUCCACCAGAGGAACGGCUUCGGCUGCAUGAUGCUUUCUGACGUCUUUGAGCUGGUGCAGUUCCUGUUUGUGGCCACUUUCUCCACCUUCCUGCUCUGCUGCGUGGAAUAUGACAUCCUCUUCGCCAACCAGCCCGUCAAUCACACCCACCCCGACGGAGGAGGAAGGGGCUUUGCGCCCGACCGGAGCAAGGUGACACUGCCGGAUGCUAUCCUGCCGGCUGCCCAGUGUGCUGAGAGGAUCCAGGCCAAUAGUGGUAUUAUUUUCCUGCUAGUCAUGGCUGCCACUUUCUGGCUUUACCGUUUGGUGAAGGUCCUUUGCAGCCUGUUGAGCUACUGGGAGAUCCGGUCCUUUUACACCAAGGCGCUCAAGAUUCCCUCGGAGCAGCUGUGCAACUGCAGCUGGCAGGAGGUACAGGCCCGGCUGAUCUCGCUGCAACAGGAACAGCAGCUCUGCGUCCACCGGCGGGAGCUGACCGAGCUGGACAUCCACCACCGUAUCCUUCGCUUCAAGAACUACCUGGUGGCCAUGGUCAACAAGUCCCUGCUCCCCGUCCGCUUCCAGCUGCCCCUGCUGGGCCGGGGAGUCUUCCUGACCCAGGGUCUCAAGUACAACCUGGAGCUGCUACUGUUCUGGGGGCCAGGGUCCCUUUUCCAGGGCAAGUGGAACCUCCAGCCUCAGUACAAGCGUGCCGGGGCCCGGCUAGAGCUGGCCCGCCGGCUGGAGCGCAGCCUGCUGCUCCUUGGAAUCGCCAAUUUGUUGCUGUGUCCCUUCAUCCUGGUCUGGCAGGUCCUCUACGCCUUCUUCAGCUACACCGAAGCGCUGAAGCGGGAGCCUGGGAGCCUUGGCGCUCGGCGUUGGUCGCUCUAUGGCCGGCUCUACCUCCGCCACUUCAAUGAGCUGGACCACGAGCUGCAUGCCCGGCUGAGCCGCGGCUACAAGCCAGCGUCCAAAUACAUGAACUCGUUCGCCAACCCUCUGCUGGCCGUGGUGGCCCGGAACAUCGGCUUCUUCGCUGGCUCCCUCCUGGCCGUGUUGAUCACCCUGACCGUUUACGAUGAGGACGUGCUGACUGUCCAACACAUCCUGACCGCCAUCACACUGCUGGGACUGGUAGUCACACUGGCCAGGGCCUUUAUCCCGGACGAGCACCUGGUGUGGUGCCCGGAGCAGCUACUCCAGUGUGUGUUGGCCCACAUCCACUACAUCCCCGACCACUGGCAAGGCAACGCUCACAAGUCGGAGACCCGCGAGGAGCUGGCCCAGCUCUUCCAAUACAAGGCGGUCUUCAUCCUGGAGGAGCUGCUCAGUCCCAUUGUGACUCCCUUCCUCCUCAUCUUCGCCCUGCGGGCCAAAGCACUGGAAAUUGUGGACUUUUUCCGGAAUUUCUCGGUGGAGGUGGUGGGCGUGGGGGACAUCUGCUCUUUUGCCCAGCUGGACAUCCGUAACCACGGCAACCCCCAGUGGCUGUCGCAGGGCCGGACCGAAGCGUCCGUCUACCAGCAGGCCGAGAACGGCAAGACGGAGCUCUCCCUGGUCCACUUUGCCAUCGCCAACCCACACUGGCAGCCCCCGCCCGAAAGCUCCCUCUUCAUCGGGCACCUGAAGGAGAAGGUGCAGCAGGACGCCUCCCACGCCCAGCGCCUCCUGGCCGAGGGACCCUUGGCGGCCUCCCUGCUCUCCGAUGAGGGUCCAGGCCCUGUGCCGGAUGCCCUCCUGGCCAGCGUCCUGACCCACCCGGUCCUCACCGAGCGUCGGCUGGUUGCUCCACCCGGCAGCACGGCCAGCGUGACAGCUAGCAUCUUGGCCUCCCUGUCUUCUUCCCAGCCAUCCCGGCACAGGAGCCGUCCUGGGGAGGCCUCGGUUUGCAACAGCCAGAGCCCCCUUUUGGAGAACAGCACUGCCCCCUCUGCCCCACGCCAGGCUCCCCUCAGCCGCUCGGUUCUGCUCUCCGAGUUGGCAUCGGCCGAGAUGAGUCUGCACGCCCUCUACAUGCAUGAGCUUCACCAGCAACAAGCAGCUGCCCGCCUCGCUCUGCAGCCUUCGGCGCAAACAGCAUCCUCUCGGCGUCUCUUUGAUUCACGCAGCCAGGACCGCUCGCUAGAGGUUUGGGAAGAGGAGUCGGACGAGAUGCAGCAGCAGCAGCAGGAGCCAGAGAAGAGCUAGCAGGAACCGCCACUCACUCCUUCCUUCCUUCCUCUGUGUUUUGGAGGGUUGGCAGUGCCAUGGAUAGCUUGCCCGGACAGCCCUCCUGCUGGCAGAACGUGCUUGGAAGUGGGGUCUCCGGGUGUCUCCCCACUUGGCGGGGCAGGCGUGGAUGACGGCCGCCCCUCCUUUGCUGUGGACUUGUGUGUGACAAGCAGCCUCGUUGGCGAGGCUUCCUGGCCCCUCUUCGUGGGGGGGGCAGUGUACGCUUCUUAAGGGGGGUGAAUAAGCUUUGGGGCUGGUUUGGGCCCCGCACGGUGCUAUUUGUAUUAUGGGGGUCUCUCGGGUCAAGAGAGAAAGGGGUGGGGGAGGCUCUGCUCUCACCCUGUGCUUUCCCCUCCCAUCCCCGUCCUCCCGGGCUGGUCCACCCAACCCCUCCUCUCCACCACACAUGCUGUGGUGGUUGCAUCGCAGGGGAGUUUGGCGGGGGAUAAUAAAUGUUUACAGAUGUGACAAAGUGACAAAGGGCCUUGUUGCUCUUUAUGGGAGUGGGAGGAAGCGGGGGCACAGAAAUCCCCUGUUUUUGUCCUUUGGGGAGUGGUCUCUCUCGAUGCAGGUUCGCAGGCAGAGUGCUGAGCGACGGCAAUGGGCUGCCACCCUCGGUUGGUAGGAAAACGAUGGCGGAGAUGGGCUCGGUGGUGCCAUUGCAGUGGGUCGUUUUGGUUGGUACAAUUUGGAUACUGGGAUUGCUGAGUGGAUUGGGGAGGGGGUCUAUAGGAAGGAUCCGUUUCCCUUGAAGCCACCAAAAUCCUUCCUGCUGCACAUUUCUCCCAAAAGUGCCUCCGGGAGAAAGCCUCUUAUCACCCGCCCACCGUCGCGCGGCCUGUUUUGUUCCCCAGUGGAUUAACUAGUCAUAAAAGCAGGAAGCUGACCCAGAUAACCGGCAGAGCCAGUCCUCAAGUUACAACCACAAUUGAGGGCAAAAUUUCUGUUGCUAAGUGAAACAUUUGGGAAGGGAGUGUUGAUGACUUUCCUGGCCACAGUUUUUAAGUGAAUCAUUGUGUUUGUGAAGCUAGUCACAUGGUUGUUAAACGAAUCUGGCUUGACUCUUGACAUUGCUGGUCAAACGGUCACAAAAGGCGGCCACCAUAAAUACGAACCAGUUGCUGAGGGUCCGAAUUUUGAUCACCUGAUCCCAGGGAUGCCGCAAAGGUCGUAAGUGUGGGAAACGGUCCGAAGUCGAUUUUUUCGAUGCUGUUGGAACUUUGAACAGUUGCUAAGUGAACCAUUGUAGGCCGAGGACUACCUGUGCCACAGGAGGAGAACUCCAAUGGCCUGCCCGUUGUGACGGUUGCAAUAUGGGUCACCCAUGAGACCAACCUGAUUUUAUGAUCUGUUUUGGGGCGUUCAAUAAAUCAGUUGGAGUGAUGCGGUGGCCUAGAGGUGGAGCUCUCACUUCAUGACCAGGAGGCUGUGAGUUUGAUCCUAGGUAGAGGCAGGUAUUUUUCUCUCUGGGCACACUGAGAAUGUAUCUGCUGAACAAAACUGCACAGUGACAACAGGAAGGGCAUCCGGCCACUAAAACACUCUCUAGCUCCAUUCACUUGCCCAGACUCCACCCUGCAAGGGAUUAUGGGGUCGUUAAAAGGAGAUGAUGAUGAUAAUGAUGACUAAAUGAAUCAGUGUGAGGCAGUUUAACCAAAUUGAUGGACAUUCACACCAAAAUGAUAUCGAGCGAUUGUGAGACCCUGCAAAUAGCACCCAAAAUUGGUUCUGUAACCAUGGGGAUGGGUGAGGCAGCUGCCAAAAGUUCAGAACUGUAUCAUAAGUGGCCGCCAAGAAAGUCCAUAGUAACUUUGAACAGUCAUUAAGCAAUCGGUCGUAAGUCAAGGACUCCCUGUACACUUGGUAGCGGUUGUGGGGAGGGACCCUUUUGAGGUGCCCAGGUUCUGGGCAUCAGGUACAGAUUUGUGGUCCCCGAGGUUCCCAUGUGGAAGACGAGAUGGUUUUGCCAACCUCUUCCUGAGAAGGAUACUGCGACCAGCCAUCCUAUCCCCACCCCAGAAAGGAAGAAUGGCUGCGAAGGUGGGCACACAAGG
This is a messenger RNA of Ahaetulla prasina, 4723 nucleotides long. RefSeq names its product autophagy related 9B (gene ATG9B). The coding region runs from base 324 to 2645 and encodes 773 amino acids. NCBI's taxonomy places the organism in Eukaryota, Metazoa, Chordata, Lepidosauria, Squamata, Colubridae. The transcript has 15 exons. The record is from RefSeq and is a predicted model, not a curated record. Gene Ontology annotation, cellular component: phagophore assembly site; autophagosome. Gene Ontology annotation, biological process: autophagy of mitochondrion; protein localization to phagophore assembly site.